This is a messenger RNA of Ostrinia furnacalis (Asian corn borer), 480 nucleotides long. RefSeq names its product dynein heavy chain 1, axonemal-like. Bases 1 to 480 code for a protein of 159 amino acids. Gene Ontology annotation, biological process: microtubule-based movement. The transcript is spliced from 3 exons. Gene Ontology annotation, molecular function: dynein light intermediate chain binding; dynein intermediate chain binding. Lineage: Eukaryota; Metazoa; Arthropoda; Insecta; Lepidoptera; Crambidae. The record is from RefSeq and is a predicted model, not a curated record. Gene Ontology annotation, cellular component: dynein complex.
AUGGAAUUAAAACGGCUGCGUUUCCCUCGCUUCUUCUUCCUGAGCGACGACGAGCUGCUCGAGAUACUGUCUCAGUCGCGCAACCCGCGCGCGGUGCAGCCGCAUCUUAGGAAGUGCUUCGAGAAUAUUGCCAAGGUGACCUUUGAAGCGGAUCUCAGGAUCAGCCACAUGCACUCCAGCGAGGGAGAAAUUGUCGAGCUCAAGUACAAGUUCUAUCCCUCGUCCAACGUGGAGCAGUGGCUUUUGUUGCUAGAGGAUACUAUGAGGCACACAAUCCGGCUGACACUGGUAGCUGGUCUAGAGGAGCUGUGGACGAUGCCGCGCGCCGAGUGGGUGCUGCGCUGGCCGGGGCAGGUGGUCAUCGCCGGCUCGCAGACCGCCUGGACGGCCGGCGUGGAGGCCGCCAUCGAGGACUACCGCAUGGACCAGUUCUUCGAGGAGAACCUGCUCAUGGUGAGUGGUGGAGGGGGCAGGUGGUGA